This is a messenger RNA of Triplophysa dalaica, 951 nucleotides long. It is a transcript of the gene dnajc24, whose product is annotated as DnaJ (Hsp40) homolog, subfamily C, member 24. The transcript is spliced from 5 exons. NCBI's taxonomy places the organism in Eukaryota, Metazoa, Chordata, Actinopteri, Cypriniformes, Nemacheilidae. Gene Ontology annotation, molecular function: ferrous iron binding; ATPase activator activity. Gene Ontology annotation, biological process: positive regulation of ATP-dependent activity. The record is from RefSeq and is a predicted model, not a curated record. The coding region runs from base 250 to 699 and encodes 149 amino acids.
UUCAAAAGCAAUGAAAUGACCAACGAUAGAUAUUAAAUUGUCUAUAGUAUAAAUAUAAGGUUAAAUAAUUGUUGUUUGCUAUUAAAUUUGGGAAGUUUAAAAUAUUACGAUCAUGUGUUAAUCGUUCUUGUUCCUGUCAUGGCGAAUAAACGCGAGACACACAUUCACACGGGAAGCAGCAUGGACUGGACUAACGUUAGCUAACACUGGUCAUGGCUAAAACUGAGGAAAACUCGUAAUACAAGGAUUAUGGCAGAUUCUAAUGGUCCACAAAAAGACUGGUACUCAAUACUGAGUGCUAAUCCAUCUGAUGACAUACAAGAGAUAAAACAGAAGUAUCAGAAACUGAUCCUCGUGUUUCACCCAGACAAGCAGAAACCGGGGCUAUCCGGAGGUGAGGCAGAGCAGCUUUUGAAGAAAUUCAUUGAUGUCGAUCGGGCUUGGAAGAUCUUGAGUGAUGAACGGAGCAGGAAGGAGUACGACCUCCAGCUACAGGCCGGUGAACUGAAGCAGAGCUGGCCGGUGGAUGCUCAUGUAACAUUGGAUGAAAUGAACUGGAAUGCUGACACUGAGUGUUAUACGUACAGCUGUCGCUGUGGUGGAGAAUUCAUCUUAGACCAGGAGGACACACAGGAAGCGGAAACGGUCGUAUGCUGCGAUUCGUGUUCGCUCAGCAUUGAAGUUCAGAAGGUUACUUGAUACUUUUGGAAUUCUACAAGUUUCUGAUUGGACAAUUUUUUCCUCUUUUUCUUUUGAGGGUUUUUAUGGACAUAACACACAGAUUUUUACAGGAAGAAUCAUUUACCGACCACAAUCAAGAGAUUUGCCACUUUUCUGGUUGGAGUGAUUCUUUUGCAAAAAAUAUCUGCUUGCUAUCAAGAAUGGUGUUUAUAAGUGUGAGGCUGCACAUCUCGCUCUGCGCAGUAUUAAAGAAAUGUCAAGUAUUUAAAU